This is a messenger RNA of Eutrema salsugineum, 764 nucleotides long. RefSeq names its product nucleolar protein 16. Lineage: Eukaryota; Viridiplantae; Streptophyta; Magnoliopsida; Brassicales; Brassicaceae. The record is from RefSeq and is a predicted model, not a curated record. Bases 70 to 654 code for a protein of 194 amino acids. Gene Ontology annotation, cellular component: nucleolus. Gene Ontology annotation, biological process: ribosomal large subunit biogenesis. The transcript has 3 exons.
AACAUCAUCAUCUCUCUCUGCUUUCUCCAUCGAAAAAUCUUUGAGAGACACAGCAGAGGAGUUGGAGAGAUGGCGAGGUCGAGGAGAAAGUACAAGAACUCUAGGGCCAAAGUUCGCGUUGCUCUUCCCAAGAAAAACCCUAAUAUCUUUAAGCCAGCUUUCAACUUCCCGCCCAAGCUCCGCGCUCUCAUGGCGGACAAUGUCCCCGAAUGGGACGAUCAGGCUAGCGUCAUCCAGAACUACAAAUCCUUCGGCGUCGUCUCCAACCCUAAUUUGCUCGGUAUCCGAUCUCGCACCGACCAUAUGAUCCAGGAUGACUCUCUCAACGUUCCUCCACCUCCGGAGCCACCGACCGAUGAUCCUCUUGCUAAGGAAUUCGAGCCCAUCGAUUCCGGCAGCGAGCUCGAGGAAGACGAUCUUAAGACAGCAUUGGGGAAGCAAAGGAAAGAUGGAAAGAGUGCGCCUUUACAGCCACUUACAACUAUGCAACGUACACAUAUAAGACGUUUGGUCGAGAAAUAUGGAGAUGACAUUGAGGGCAUGUACCGAGACAGAAAGCUUAACUCGAUGCAGCAUUCGGUUGCAACACUACGGAAGCUAUGCACAAGAUAUCACAUGUACAAGGAUACGAACCCGAUUUUAGUUCCAAGCUGAUUAGUUGUCUGACAUCUUUGAAUCUUCUUCUCAUGUUUGUUAUAAACUUACAACAACAAUACAAUUGGUAUCAAAGUUUUUUUAUAAAUCGAGAAUCUCGGAUUUCUUUU